Messenger RNA from Lasiodiplodia theobromae, 3402 nucleotides. RefSeq lists its product as uncharacterized. Gene Ontology annotation, biological process: regulation of DNA-templated transcription; DNA-templated transcription. The record is from RefSeq and is a predicted model, not a curated record. Gene Ontology annotation, molecular function: zinc ion binding; DNA binding; DNA-binding transcription factor activity, RNA polymerase II-specific. Gene Ontology annotation, cellular component: nucleus. The coding region runs from base 1 to 3402 and encodes 1133 amino acids. The transcript is spliced from 12 exons. Lineage: Eukaryota; Fungi; Ascomycota; Dothideomycetes; Botryosphaeriales; Botryosphaeriaceae.
AUGGUGGCCUCCGAUGACCUGCAAGGCCUUUUAAAGCGCGAUUCCGCCUUUCUUCCCGAAGUGUGGGCAUGGUUUGGAAUCGGCGUCACUGUGAUUAUCUUACGAUUUGUGGUCAGGAUAAGGAUGGUUGGCUUUCGAGGGUUCGCAGGCGAUGACUAUGUAACAAUAAUCACGCUCGCCAUGUAUACUUGCGAUGCCGCGUUUGUGGAUAUAUGCUAUGAGAACGGAACAAACGUGGACGUGCCUCCAGCCUCAAUACCAGGCCUAACGGAUGCGCAACGGGCCCGGCUAAGUAACGUGAUGAGCACGCUUAAUCCGCUUAAUUUCAUCACGCCGCCGACACCACCUAUUCUCAUUUCUGAGGCUACGAUGCUCUUUUUCUACAAACGCCUGACAUUUGGGCUUUGGCAACACAGAGCCUUGAAGUACUUGGCCUGGUUUACUGCUGCGUCGUACUUGGCUGUCGUGCUGACGAUAUCUCUUGGAUGCCGACCAUAUCACCUGAACUGGCAGGUGAAGCCUCUCCCACCGAGCCAAUGCACGCUCAAGAAGCAGAACUUCCUCGUAACGGCGGUGCUCAACGUCAUUACAGAUGCGGCGAUUCUCUGCAUACCACUGCCAAUGCUCAGGCAGCUGAAAGUUCCUCUUUCCCGAAAAGUCAUGAUAGCCCUGCUGCUGUGCUCUGGGUUAUUCAUCAUCACGGCGGCCAUCAUCCGCGCAGCAGUCACACUGGGAUCGUCGCCAUCAGGCACAACGAUCAACCGCUGGGGUGUUCGAGAAACAAUUAUUGGGAUUCUCUCGAUCAACGCGCCCAUCCUGCGGCCGCUGUUAACGCGCAACUUCUGGACAGGCAAGAACGUGAGCGACAGUCUGGCAGAGGCGACACCGGCAGAGAAUGAGCAAAGGCAUCGGAAACGCGUGUUCGGAAGCAAGAGCAGCAGAUCCGACAACACUGGCAGUAGCUACACGCCCAAAAAACUAUCCAAGUCGGACAGCGCUGCUUUCGGGGUUGACACCAACGUGCCGGGGUACUCGGUGACGGAUGGCAACAACUCGUCGCAGGAGAUAAUCAUGCAGCGGGACGAAGAGGCGGGCAUUGAACUGGCGCCGGUCUCGGAGAGGCACAGCGAGGAGGCGGGCGGCGGGCUGCAGGUGCCCGAGAACGCGGUGGUGCAGCCGCUUGACAACGUUGUGUACGUGGAGCGGUCUUACGCAGUCAGGACGUCGGACGCUCAGCAUGCUAGCAUGGCGGUGCCGCAGGAGCGGUGGCGCGAGGUGGGCCAGAGGGCGAGGACGAGGACGGACAUUAGCGCGUUGGGGCGCGGCCACGACAUCGGGCCAGGCGUGGCGGUCGGAGCAACACCGGCCUUUUUCUGGGCAGUCGCCGUCUUGCUGGCUUCACCAUCCGGGAAACCAGUCACAGCCCUCUCGAUGCGGAAUCCAAUUGCCUGCGUGUCGUGUCGCAAUGCCAAGCAGAAAUGCAUCCACCAAGACAAACCGCCCUGUGACCGCUGCCGCGCCGCCGGCCGCGCUGACCAAUGCCGCUUCCCGCCGCCCGGCACCUCCGCCAUCCACCGGCAGUCGAAGCGCCGCCGCCAGACCUCUGAUUUUUCCAAUUCCAUCCAGGAGAAUGGCGCGCCCUCGGCUCGGCCUCAGCCCGCCUACGCCCACGACGGCUCUGCUGCCGUGCGCGCCCUGUUCCCCGCCGGCCUCGACACCUCGCUGCAGGACGUCGACGGCUUCCAGUUGAUGACGGAUGAGAUCAAGAACAGCUAUCUGCGCUGCUCCUACAAGUGGAGCUUCCACCACACCCCGACCUUCCUGGCCCGCGUCAACGACAAGACCCUCGACCCGUGGGUUGUGUGGGCCAUCCUGGCGCUUGCGGUAAGGUUCAGCCGCCACGCCCCGGGGCCCUACGCCACCCCGACUGACGCCAGCAAAGCUUUCGCCGCCCAUGCUCGCCACAUCCUGCAGCCUGAGAUCGAGACGCCCAGUCUCUCGCGCAUCCAGGCCCUGCUGAUGCUGACCGGCCACGACUGGGGUGCCGGAAAUGGCAGACGAGCUUGGUUCUACCUGGGCAUGGCCAUCCGCAUGGUCCAGAUCCUCAAUCUUUGCGAGGAGCUCGCGCUUUCUCCCAAUGCCGUGCUGAGCCCCCAGGACUUCAUUGCUGCCGAAGAACGCCGCCGCACCGCCUGGACCUGCUUCCUGAUGGACAGCCUGUUGAGCGGUGGCAAGGGACGCAAGCGCUCUCUGUCCGCCGCAGACAUGCGGAUUCAGCUGCCGUGUGAGACCGACAUGUAUGUAUUUGGUGAAGCCGUACGAUGCCCCAGGGUCGACGGCUCCUUCAGUCCCUUUUCCGCCAUGCUUCCUCUCGGGAACCUCGGCAUCAUUGGGUUCAGUCUCAGAAUUGCCGAUGUGUGGGGUGCCGUGGCGUCGUGGGCUUGCUCCAACAUCAUGGAUGAAGAGCUACCAUGGGGCCCAACUUCCAGGUUCCAGCAGCUCUCUACCUCUCUUCGCGCCUGGUCGCAAUCCCUCCCAACCAGGCUCCGAUAUAGCAUCUGGACUCUGGAGGCUCAUAAUGCGCUUGAACAGGGCCAAGGCUUCAUCUACAUGCAUUGCAUUCACUUCAUGAGCUUGAUGUUCCUGCACCGAGCCUACCUGCCCAUGCUCGGUCCUGGCCAGGAUUUCCAAACCAACGGCGCUGACUCGCGCGAGAGCUCCGACUGGACCGAGUGGCGCAAGACUUCGAGAAGGGAGUUGUUCGAAGUGGCCACCACUGUAUGCGAUAUGGUUGACAAGAUUCAGUCUUUCGGGUUCUACUUUGUCCGUGGGCUCGUUCCCUGGAUCGGCUUCACAAUUUACACUGCUGUGGGUGUCAUCGUCUACCGGAACAGCUUCCACUUCGAUGAAGUAGACGGCGUUAUGACCAUGGCCAAGAGCAAGGAGCAGAUUGUCCGGGGCUGCACAUUCCUCAAAGAGAUGAAGGAGCAGUGGCCCAUGGCCCAGCAAUGGUUUGAGACCAUCAAACGCAUGCAAGCCUGCUACCGCAGAGCCCGGGUUGAGGGUGGCAGCAGCAUUCCAGACGCGGAGCAGCGGACUAUUCGUAGCGCAAUGAUCGACUAUGGCGCCCUUCAACCAUCACCCGUUCAGACCGACGAAGAAGGCAACACCCAAACAGUGCCAAGUUCAAAUCCCCCUGAUGCAAGCGUCCUUACCAGAGCCGAACCUGCAGGAACCACGAACCCCGUGGAUCAGGUCAUCACUGAUGAUGCUUUCCUCACUCAGGACUGGACGAAUGUGGAUCUCAAUAUCUCCGACGCCGAUCUUGAUGCCAUGUUCAUGAACGCGACCCAGGAAUUCUGGGCGAGCUUCCCUGGUGAAGUGGGAUACUUUGACGUUUAG